AGGGGCGGAGCGGUGGGGGCAGGGCCACAGCCGGAGGCCCAGGGUUCGUGGUGGCCCCGCCCUCGGCCCCUCCACCUCAGCUCUGACAUGGCCCUCAGAAGGACCGGGGAGCGGGCAAGGAAGGGAGGAGCUGAUCUUUUCAAAAAGAUCCCGGGGCAGAGUCCAGGGCGGCUCAAGGCUCCUCGCUCCGGCACUCGCCUGCCCAAGCCUGCCGAACCCUGAGCGCCCUGGGCCGGGCCGGGGCGGGCGGAGGCCGCCAUGAUCGCAGCCCUGGUCCUGCUCUGGACGGCAGUGCUGGGGGCUGCCUCCCCGAGCCCUCCCCGCCUCCGCUUCUCCUUCCAAGAGCUCCAGGCCCAGCACGGUCUCCGGACCUUCCGGCUGGCGAGGACCUGCUGCUACGAGGCCCUGCUGGUGGACGAGGAGCGCGGGCGCCUGUUUGUGGGCGCGGAGAACCACGUGGCCUCCCUGAGCCUGGACAACAUCAGCAAGCGGGCCAAGAAGCUGGCCUGGCCAGCGCCUGUGGAAUGGCGCGAGGAGUGCAACUGGGCCGGGAAGGACAUUGGUACCGAGUGCAUGAACUUCGUGAAGCUGCUGCACGCCUACAACCGCUCCCACGUGCUGGCCUGCGGCACCGGGGCCUUCCACCCCACCUGUGCGUUCCUGGAGGUGGGCCACCGGCCCGAGGAGCCCGUGCUCCGCCUGGACCCUCGGAGGCUGGAGGACGGCAAGGGCAAGAGUCCUUAUGACCCCAGGCACCGCGCCGCCUCCGUGCUGGUGGGGGAAGAGCUGUAUUCCGGGGUGGCCGCAGACCUCAUGGGCCGGGACUUCACCAUCUUCCGCAGCCUGGGCCAGCGUCCGAGUCUCCGAACUGAGCCCCACGACUCCCGCUGGCUCAAUGAACCCAAGUUCAUUAAGGUCUUCUGGAUUCCGGAGAGCGAGAACCCCGACGACGACAAGAUCUACUUCUUCUUCCGCGAGUCGGCGGUGGAGGCCUCGCAGGCGCUGGGACGCCGGUCCGUGUCCCGCAUCGGCCAGAUCUGCCGGAAUGACGUGGGCGGCCAGCGCAGCCUGGUCAACAAGUGGACCACGUUCCUGAAGGCGCGGCUGGUGUGCUCAGUGCCGGGCACCGAGGGUGACACACACUUUGACCAGCUCCAGGACGUGUUCCUGCUGCCCUCCAGGGACCGCUGGGCCCCACUGCUCUAUGCCGUCUUCUCCACGUCCAGCGGCGUCUUCCAGGGCUCGGCCGUGUGCGUGUACAGCAUGACCGACGUGCGCCGGGCCUUCCUGGGGCCCUUCGCACACAAGGAGGGGCCGACGCACCAGUGGGUGUCCUACCAGGGCCGUGUCCCCUACCCCCGGCCCGGCAUGUGCCCCAGCAAGACUUUUGGUACCUUCAGUUCCACCAAGGACUUUCCUGAUGACGUCAUCCAGUUUGCCCGGAACCACCCGCUCAUGUACAGCUCCAUCCUGCCCCUGGGGGGGCGCCCUCUCUUCCUACAAGUGGGUGCCGGGUACACCUUCACCCAGAUUGCUGCAGACCGAGUAGCAGCUGCCGAUGGCCACUACGACGUCCUCUUCAUUGGCACGGACGCUGGCACGGUGCUAAAGGUGAUCUCGGUCCCCAAGGGCAGCCGGCCGAGCGACGAGGGGCUGCUCCUGGAGGAGCUGCACGUGUUUGAGGACUCUGCCGCUGUCACCAGCAUGCAAAUCUCCUCCAAGAGGCACCAGCUGUACGUGGCCUCUCGGAGCGCGGUGGCCCAGAUCCCGCUGUACCGCUGUGCUGCCCACGGCCGCGCCUGUGCCGAAUGCUGCCUGGCGCGCGACCCCUACUGCGCCUGGGACGGGGCCGCGUGCACACGCUUCCAGCCCAGUGCCAAGAGGCGGUUCCGGCGGCAAGACGUGAAGAACGGCGACCCCAGGACGCUGUGCUCCGGGGACGCGGCCCAUCCCGCGCUGCAGGAGCGGAAGGUGUUCGGCGUGGAGGGCGGCAGCACCUUCCUGGAGUGUGAGCCCCGCUCGCUGCAGGCGCACGUGGAGUGGACCUUCCAGCGCGCAGGGGAGGGGGCCAGCGCCCCGGUGCCGGCGGAGGAGCGCGCGGAGCGCACGGCGCGGGGGCUGCUGCUGCGCGGGCUGCGGCGCGCGGACGCGGGCGCCUACCUGUGCGCGGCGGUGGAGCAGGGCUUCUCGCGGCCGCUGCGCCGCCUGGUGCUGCACGUGCUGAGCGCCGCGCAGGCCGCGAGGCUGGCCCGGAGCGAGGAGGCGGCGCCCGUCGCGCCGCCGGGCCCCAAGCUCUGGUACCGGGACUUCCUGCAGCUGGUGGAGCCGGGCGGCGGCGGCGCGAGCUCCCUGCGCAUGUGCCGGCCGCAGCCCGCGCCGCCCGAGCCCCGGAGGAAGGGUCGCAACCGGCGGACGCAGGUCCCCGAGCCGCGCGCCGAGCGGGGGCCCCGCAGCGCCGCGCACUGGUGACUCCCGGCUCCACGCCGGGAACCGGGGAGACGACACGACGGGCUGGAGAAGGGGCCGACAGACCCCGGGAGACAGACGGCUGGGGCGCGGGCACGCGCGGCCCCGGCCCACCGAGACACGGACCGACAGGCUCUGGCCGAGGGGCAGCCGCGCCGGCUUAUUUAUUAACAGGAUAACCUUGACUGUAGCCCCGGGCGCAGGGUCCGGCUGGUCGGAGGUGGCAGGGAAGCGCGGCCCUGGGAGAGGGGCCUCGCGGGCCAGAAGCAGAAUGCUGUGAGCGGGCGGCGCUGGGGGCGGCCCACUGUACUAAUGCAAUAAACACUUUAUCCGCUGA
This is a messenger RNA of Myotis daubentonii (Daubenton's bat), 2803 nucleotides long. RefSeq names its product semaphorin 3B (gene SEMA3B). The record is from RefSeq and is a predicted model, not a curated record. Gene Ontology annotation, molecular function: semaphorin receptor binding; chemorepellent activity. Gene Ontology annotation, cellular component: plasma membrane. Lineage: Eukaryota; Metazoa; Chordata; Mammalia; Chiroptera; Vespertilionidae. Gene Ontology annotation, biological process: axon guidance; neural crest cell migration; negative chemotaxis.